Messenger RNA from Rodentolepis nana, 813 nucleotides. Lineage: Eukaryota; Metazoa; Platyhelminthes; Cestoda; Cyclophyllidea; Hymenolepididae. The record is from the annotation of a GenBank genome assembly.
AUGAAUCGAUUUUACACGUUAAAUUCUCCACAAAAAGAAAGCAUACCGUCUGAAAUGGAUCAGGCUUCUGACGAUCCAAAGACUUCUAUUUAUCAUUUUUCUUCAACUUUUCCCGGUUUGACCGCCAUUAAUCGUCGAAGAAGGGUGACCUGCAAGAAAUGUGAUCUUCCUGUUGGCUACGCAUAUAUAGAUCAGGCGUAUUUGGAAUUUAAAAGCAACCAGGCUGAAGAGGACUGUCAAGCCCACUCAGGUGAACGAAAUUUUGAGUUCCUGAUGAUACCACGUCCUAUCAAUAUUAGUGUGAACCCUAUAAGACGGGGUUCUUGUGAAAUACCUGAAUCAGCAAACCCUUAUAUGACCCUGAUUAUCAAGAAUGCUGAAGGAAAUAUAUUUGAUGCUGAUGAAAUCGUGUGUGACGGUUGUGGAAGUAGUUUGGGAACUCAGAUCACUUCCUUUGAACUGUUUCCACCCGCCAAUGACUUAGAGAUCUGCCAACCCAUAAAGGAUAAAGAAGAAACGUCGCAAUACCAUAUUUUCUCCACCGAACGUGUCAAGGUAGAACCCAUGUUUAGAAAUAUUGGAUUGAAGGAAUUGUCGACUACCUAUUAUGGUGGUGAAAAACACUUCGAUGAAUUUCAACCCAUUGAAGAUUCGGAUAUUUAUUCAAAUGACUCAAAAUUUUGGAUGAGACCCCAUGAACGGGUGUUGAAUGAAGAAAAUGGCAUAAAGGAAGAGAAACAAAGUUGCUCAUGGCCUUCGACAUUAGUAGAUCUAGUUCGACGGAAUGAACUGCCGAAAGGGACUCUCAAUUAA